GUCAGAAAGGGAGAGCAGGUGUCCGCAGGUUAUCCGGGGAGGUGGCAAGGGGCAUCGCGGAUCAGCCGUCUAUUUACAGUGCAGUUCACUCACUGCUUACGCUCGAUCACCGCCCUCCCCCUACCGUGCUGCGCAGGAGGAUGCAACGAUCUCAGUAACUGGGGCCUAAAAGGACCUCUUUCGCUCUCGUUCGCUCGCUGGCGGAUGCAGCACGGCGAGGAUUUCCUCGGCCGACCAACUUGCAAGGGCAACGCAGGUUGUCGGUUUGGAAGUGAAACCAUGGAAACUCAGGAGAUUUGCAGACUGGAUGUGGCUGCCAGAAGUUUGUUGGUGAGUGGGUCCUGCACCAACUCUGAGCCGGUCCUGCAGCCGAUGGACAGUACUGCCAACUUAAUUGGGAAUGGGUGCAACCUGCACCAGGCUUGCUACACUGGAAACAACAGGCUGCUGUCUGCCGUGCCCACCUGCGUCACGCUGGAAACGAGAGGGGAGAUACCUGGCAGCGAAGAGCUGCGAAUGGACCCGGCUGGGGGAGAGCAGCACCUGGUUCUGGAUAAGAGCAAGGAAAAGGCUCUAGGGAAGGAGGUGAUGUUGCUGAUGCAAGCAUUGAACACGCUUAGCACUCCGGAGGAGAAACUAGCAGCCUUGUGCAAGAAGUAUGCAGACUUGUUGGAAGAGAACAGAAGUGUCCAGAAGCAAAUAAAACUACUUCAGAAGAAUCAGACGCAGGUGGCGAAGGAGAAGGUUCACUUGCAGAGUGAACACAGCAAGGCUAUUUUGGCACGAAGUAAACUGGAGAGUCUUUGUCGCGAACUUCAGCGCCACAACAAGACAUUAAAGGAGGAGAACCUGCAGCGAGCUCGCGAAGAGGAAGAGCGGCGCAAGGAAGUGACGGCACAUUUUCAGAUGACCCUCAAUGAAAUUCAGGCCCAGAUGGAGCAGCAUAACCUGCACAACACAAAGCUGCGACAAGAGAACAUUGAACUUGCUGAGCAGCUGAAGAAGCUCAUCGAACAGUACGAGCUGCGCGAAGAGCACAUCGACAAGGUGUUCAAGCACAAGGAAUUACAACAACAACUGGUUGACGCCAAACUACAGCGAACUACAGAGAUUAUGAAAGAGGUGGAUGAGGAACAUCACAGGGAGUUGGAGAUUCUGCUAAAAGAAGCCACUGAAUUGAGGCACACAUGUGAAUUCAUGAAGCGACAGGAGGGACAUCUGAAGCAACAGCUUUCACUCUAUAUGGAUAAGUUUGAAGAAUUUCAGACGACACUGGCAAAGAGCAAUGAGGUCUUCACGACAUUCAGGCAGGAAAUGGAAAAGAUGACCAAGAAAAUCAAGAAACUGGAAAAAGAAACCACAGUGUGGCGCACUAAAUGGGAGAACAAUAACAAAGCACUCUUACAGAUGGCCGAGGAGAAAACCCUUCGAGACAAGGAAUAUAAAGGUCUUCAAGUGAAACUGGAGCGGCUGGAAAAGCUUUGCAGAGCUUUGCAAACGGAGAGAAAUGAUCUGAAUAAAAGAGUGGAGGUUCUUCAGUGUCAGCUUUCAGGAAACGAUGGGACCUUGAAUCUGACAGAAGAGGAAUACCAGGCUUGCAACUCACCAGAUUCCUCAGAAAUGGCUGAAGUGAACACAAUAAUUCAGGAAGGAGAAGGAAACCAGUCUUGUGUUCCAGCUAUUUUAGAUCAAAAGUGUUCAACUGGAGAUCUAGAAAAUGCUGUGAUAGCUUCAGGCAUUGAUUCUGUUGACUAAAGUUAUCUGCUUUAAAAAGAAAUUAUGUGGAGUUAUAUAUUUUUGUGUAAUUAUUGUUUGACUUGUUCUUGGUACUUAUUGGCUUUGUGGUGAGAAUUUCUUACACAUUUUUCUACCAUAUCUGUAUUUUCUUAGGGGAUAAAAGGAAUUUAUGUGGUUCUGGUAGCUGUAUGGUGGGUCAAGUUAGUCUCCUUUAUAAAUAUUCAUAAUGCUUCAUUUUUUAAUGUUUUUUUGGCAUUGAUAUCCACCUGGAUACUUUCAAUACUUGUUCUGAGAUGUGAACAUUUUCAUGUAAUUUAACUAACAUAUGAGUUUUUUUUAAUGCAAAGUGAUAUUCCAACAGUGUUAACUUCAAUCGGGUUUAUUUGGGAUGAGCUUCCACAGUUUAGAUUGUUUCCUGAUGCUAUAUCUUUCAACUCCAGACCUCCGAUAAAAAGCAACGCUGUUACUUGGUUGAAACUCCGAGAGGAUGUAGGACUAGUUAAAGCAUGAAAGAAGUAAGAGUUGGGCAUAGGUAUAAUGGAUCACUUCAGAUGGGCAUAAAUUGAUAGGAAACAGGUUGAGAGUUUGAAAUAUUCUGCAGAGUUGCAGGUUUUUCCAUAUCUUUAGUUCAUUGAGCCUUUUGCAGAUUUGUACCACUUGUUGAAUUCCACUGUCCAAUAUCCAUUAAUUGUCCUCCUUAAUUACACCCUGAAUCUGUGAGGAACUGGAGUGCCAUUCAUUCUACUUUUCUCUUUUCUGCAGUAAAGUAGUACAAAGCUUACAGGGAUUUUGACUUGAUUAUUAGUGUUGGGAUCAAGUUAUUCGUGCAGUUUUUGUUAAUUUGAGAGAAGACUGACCCUGAUUUGCAUUUUAGCAACUUUUAAAAUUUGAUCUUUGUAACCUAUUUCAUCAAGCCAUUUCUAUUUUUGAGAAUAAUGGGGAAAACUUGCCUCUAGAAUAUUUAAUGUAGCCAUGGCACCUCAGGACAGGAUUUGAACCUAGACCAAAGCUAAGGGUCAUCUUGUUUCAAGUUGUGAGCAUAGGUUUUGGCAUUUUUCAAUGAUGUUGAUGCUGGACACAGGUAUAUGGUGCACAGGAGUCAUGGGUUAGACUAUCCCCCUCAUUUGGAUCCAAAUGCCUGUUUUAGCUUCCCGAGGGUAUCAAAAGUAAAUUGUUAUCCCAGUUCUAGUGUGAGUUUGGUAUGAAAUGUUGACGUCUCUGGCAUAGUGGUAGAACAGAAUUUGAAUAUAAAUCUUUUAGAUACAAACUCAGGAUUGUCGGCAGGUUGAUAAGGUGGCUGGACUGAGCCUCAGUCUGGAAAGGCAAAUAACUGGUCUUUUAGCUUUUAAUAUACAUAAUUAUUUAUAAUCUGUCCUCUGUUAUCUGAUCUAAGUAAUCAUAAGCUGCCAAGGAUAUAAUUUUCAUUCAAGGAAUGAGCAGCUAUUAUGUAUUGUACUGCUCUCCUUUUCUGAAUUCUCUUUCUCUGUCUUGCUGUUCAUUGAUUUAUCUGACUCGUAUUUGGUUUAGUAGUCCAUAACAUGGGACAUGGAUUUCUGUUCUUGCACUGUGAAAGAUCAGAUGGCUUCGGGCAACCAGUAUUUCUGCUCACGCAAUGUGCAUUUAAUUUGGAUGAGGAAUGAAAGACUGAAGGGUACGUUUUUCCAAAUUGGAUGUAUUUCUGGACAUAGUUUAAGAAUAUUUUUAUUUGCCCAUGCUGUUUCAUGUUUAUAGGUCUGAUCAACCUUGCUUCGUUAGAGGUUUUUCCUUCCUUACUUGAGCUUUGCUUAUGAUCUAAUGCAUCACUGCAGAAUCUGAAGCUCGUCUCUUUCUCUUCUGUCAAAUUGGACUCUCCAGCAGCUGUAGUUCUUGUCUACCCGUGAAAUGUAUAUGAGCCUAUUUUAAUCAACACUAUCACAUCAUUAUAAAGAUCAUACAAAUCACAGAUGUUUUGGAAAUGGAGGCAGUGAAGAAUUUCUAACUAGGGAAGAAGUUUAUUCACUAAGGAGCCAACACAAUUUUUAGUAGAUAUAGCACAGGAAGUUUCUUGUGAGUUGCUGUUGAUUCAACACUUCAAGUGAGUUGAUAUUUGGUGCAUCUUUCAUGUGAUGCUUUCUGGAAGUCCUUUUCCUUUUAGUAGAUCUCUCUUGGCUUUGGUGCUCAAUGAAAUGCGGUCACAAGUGACCGUGACUUUACAAGGCCUAUUAUUCCAUUUGGGAGGUAACUUGCGUAUUGUGUGCUUAAUGCUUACUUGUUUCCUUUGUAGUGUGACCCUCAUUUUAUGUAAUCUGAAAUAUUUCACUUGAUUCUUGGGACAUUUGCACUCUUUUUUCCCUCAUCCGACACCACAUCCUGAAGGAUGUUAUGAACCUACAGCUAUGUUGCGAAAGCUCUUCUUCAAAUAGAGCUUUACUUUAACCUCCAUACUAUUUGAAUUUAAACUGCAUUUGUGACCAGUAGAUCCAGAAAGGACUGUGUCCAGAUACCAAGGCCCCAAAUUAAUAACAAUCUUUAUAGCCAUCACUUUAAAUUGAGGCACAACCAUUUGUACUCAGUUGCUGGAACACAGCAUGUGUUGCUUGGUGGCUGUGGAUAGUGCAAGUGAAUCAAGGUGAUUCCUGCAAUUAAUCUAGUGUUGCACAUAAAGAUGUUAUAUUUUGGAGCAAACUGAGCGGUACUUGCAGCCUGCAUCCACACUUGAGCACCAAGCAAUAUAAGAUCUGGAUCACCUUUACAUACAGGAUAUUGUGGGAUCUUGCACAUGCAGGUGGCUAAAGAGCUUGGAUUGCAUUGGGUGAUGGACUGCAGGGGAAUUAAGCCAUUGCUAACCCUUAUCCGGGUCAUUCUUACCUGUACCUUGUACCGUACGACCAUUUCCUGUAUUCUAGCACCAUAACACCCUGAUGUCAGAUUGGAAGGUCCCAGUGUAUGGCCAACAAAAGUGUAGUAUAUCCAUUUCAAAUUGUCGAAACCAGUGAAACUUACCUGGACUUCCACUGGUUGUGAUGUAAUCUCAAUCAGAUAAAUGUUACUUGCAAGCCCAUAUUAAAUUAGAUUUUAUUAAAUCUAGUUCAUAAACAAGAUCCCUUGUUUGAAUGAAAUUAGCGCCUUAAUUUAACUUUUCCGCACUAUACAAUUCAAAAAGUGACCCAUUUAUAUCAGGGAUCAUUUUUAUAUAGAGAUUAAUCAACCUAAUAUAUUUUAUUGAAAGUACAAAUUUGUGCAAUCUAUUCCCUCAGAUGGAUAGUUUCACCUCAUUUUCUAAUCAAUGCAUAAUAUUUGCACUUGUCCAGCAAAAUUACUGCCUACUUUAUAUAAAGUGAAAUUGUACAGGGGUGAAGCAGCUACUCACUACGUGAAUGAUACCAAUUCACAAGGUCGGUGAUGCAGUUCCUCAGCCAUUAAAGUGCUGGUUAAGAGAAUAUUGUAAGACUACAUUGUGCUGCUGUGCCAUUGAGCAUUGACUACAUACUCAUUGGUGACAUGUGUUUUUAUCUAGCAAAAUUGUCAUUCAUCUCAGCUUCAAGGAGGCAAUAUUGCCUAUUAGGUUAGGGAACACGUAAAAUCCUCUUCCUGUGAUUAACAUUUCCUUUUUUUUUCCAAUCAAUUUUAAAGUAUAUACUUAAUACAGUAUGGGACAAUAAAAUCCCGCUAGUCAACAUUAUCAAUCAAUCAAGAUGCGUGUGAUUUCCCUGAGUAAUACUUGAGUGAUUCCAAAUAUGCUUUUGUUGUGUCAGAAGCUACAUUUCAACUGAUCCCAAGACUUUGUGUCAUUCCUUUUGUCUAUGGCUGAAGUUUUGUUAGAAUUUAAACUGCCUUGUUAAAGAUUAUUUGAACAGUUACUUGCUGCCAUCUUUAUGCUUAUUUACAUAAUCAGUGUUUUGGUCUGAAGUGUGCUAAAUAAUUUUAUAUUUAGAGCAUGUUUAAAGUUUAGAUUUGAAAUAUCUUGCGACAACCACCCAAUCUAUGGAGAGUCCCAAUACAUUAACAAUGCACAAACAGACUAUAUCUCAAAGCAGUGUUUUUUUAAUUUAAAUUGAUUUUGCCAAGUCAUAGCGGAUGUCUUGUUUACCAUGUAGUCACAACUUUGAAGAGUAGGGAAGGGAGGCUAAAAUGUGGUAUCUGUACAUCUACAUUUCCUUCCUCUAAGGGUGAGAUGUAAUAAGUGGCUUUGUUUUCAUAAAGGUGAUGGGCAUGACUUGCUGCAGUUUAGUAAAUAUGGUGAUGUUGAAAAUGGCAAAUCUGUUCCCCUACACUCCUUUGUGGAUUUUUUCCAUUGAGUUGAUGAGGUGGGGUGGGGCAAUACAAUUAUUCCGAUUUGCCCCUGGGCUAAAAGAUCAGGGGAGGACCUGGGUGAGAGAUGGUGAAAAGGAAUAAGGUUUUUCAUCCCAUGUAGAAUUUGGCAACAUAUAUACGUGGAUAUUGAGGUAAAGUAGAAAGUUAUCCUCUCCAUGAUCUUGCACAUGCACAAUAAUCACGGGGGCAAUGUGUUACAAGAGUAGAUUUAUCUUCAUACAACUGUCUUAAAUUGAGGCAAACAGAUGGGGAAAAUGGCAGAGAUGUGUAUUAAUCCGCAGACAGGUCCACCAUCGAUUUCCCCCUACAACUGGUGGACCAGCAUCUCCUUUAAUCUGUACAAAAUUACAAGAGUACACUUCCCCCCCCCCCUCCCCCCCGGAUGUGCACCUGCAAAUGUGAUGCAUAGGCCAGGUAAGGUGGCGGAUCAGGACUUCCAUGGCCAAUCAGCGGUCGAAUUUGCCCCCUGGGCACUGGAUCUCUGGCCCAGCCGGAGGAUCCGUUUCCUUGGCCAUGUGGGUUGGUAUCUCGGCGGAUCACUCAACCCUUAUGAGGUAGUGACCCCUAUUGGUCUGGUAAAAUGGAUAAUUCAGACAGGCACCAGAACCAAGGGUGCUGAAAUAAAAUCUCUGAUGGACCUGUAUAUACCCGCUUUGUAGAGUUUUCCUUCCAUAUUCACACUUGAGCAAGUGAGAAACUGGUAUAUUCUGCUUUUCACAUGUUUACUUGGCACAUGACUGGCUUAACUAAGCUGGUUCUAAACUGUUCAAUACAUCUUAUAAAAAUCAUACUGACCUAGAGGUCAUAUGCUGCAGCCUAUGAAGGUGAGGGGGAAUUAAGACACAAAUUUCAGUACAGAAAAAAAAAAAAAAAAAUUCUCUGGCCCUCACACAUGAACAGGCAAAUUAGUAAAAUUGGCACCCCAUUUGAAAUGCUUUAUAUAUUGGUCUUUACCUAAAUGUGUGGAACCAAAAAUUUAAUCCCUAACCCCAAUUUACAGAUGCUGUCCUGUAAUUUAUUGUAAUUAAGAUUCAGACAACUUGAGUCUCCACUAGGAAUGUUAUAUUUUGCAUCUGUUGGUGCAAAAUAUAAAAGGAAUAUUUGGUACAUAGCACAUCUUCCUAACACUGCCUGUUUGGAAUCGGCUCACUGUCUGUUGAUUAUUGUUUUGCUGAGGCAAGUAAGUAAUAAUGGUGCACUUAAAUGAAAUGCUGGAAAUACUAAAUAGGUUAGGCUACAUCUAUGGGAAGGCAGAGUGGAGAAAUGGACAAUGUUUCUCUUCCCACAGGUGCGGCUUGACUUGCUGAUUUUGUUUUUUUAUUUUAGUUCCAGCAUUUGCAGUUUUUGAUUUUCAUGCCUUUACAUUUAGCUUGCAUUGCUGUGAUUGAAACCUCAGGUGAUGAGAACAAAAAAAAACUACCUCUGAAGAUUGUAGCAGAGAAUUACUGUGAAACAAUGUGAGGCAGAAAUAGUCAAUGCUUAAAUCUGUUUUUAUUCAGGUUUUGGGCAAGUCUUUGAGUGGGUGAACAGCAUGCUCCUUUCAAAUUUUCACACAUUUUGUAGAAUUCCUGAAAUGUGAAUCUAAAAUGUUAUUGCCUAAGGAGAUGUAAAGAGCAAAAUCAACAAAUACAACUAUGGAUAAUAA
Leucoraja erinaceus (little skate) is the source of this 7675-nucleotide messenger RNA. RefSeq names its product gamma-taxilin-like. The transcript has 10 exons. The record is from RefSeq and is a predicted model, not a curated record. Lineage: Eukaryota; Metazoa; Chordata; Chondrichthyes; Rajiformes; Rajidae. Gene Ontology annotation, biological process: regulation of cell cycle. Gene Ontology annotation, molecular function: syntaxin binding. The coding region runs from base 205 to 1755 and encodes 516 amino acids.